This is a messenger RNA of Zasmidium cellare ATCC 36951, 1233 nucleotides long. RefSeq names its product glycoside hydrolase family 5 protein. NCBI's taxonomy places the organism in Eukaryota, Fungi, Ascomycota, Dothideomycetes, Mycosphaerellales, Mycosphaerellaceae. The transcript is spliced from 5 exons. The coding region runs from base 1 to 1233 and encodes 410 amino acids. The record is from RefSeq and is a predicted model, not a curated record. Gene Ontology annotation, molecular function: hydrolase activity, hydrolyzing O-glycosyl compounds.
AUGAACAGGCUCUCCUGUGCCUUGUUGGCCAUUGCUGCCAUCACCAUCGCUGGACCGAUCAGAGGCCCACGCACGGGAUUCGUUGACACCCAAGGAACACAUUUUGCGUUGAGCGGCAAACCCAUGUUUUUCGCUGGCAGCAAUGCCUACUACUUUCCGUUCGCAAAUAACCAGUCAGACGUGGAAUUGGGCCUUCGAGCGGCCAAGAAAGCUGGCCUGAAUGUCUUCCGAACUUGGGGCUUCAACGACAAGAAUGCAACUUACAACCCUGACGGCCUUCCCCAGUACGGAGCGGAAGGAGCAGGAGCGACUGAUGUCGUUUUCCAGACGUGGCAGAACGGCAAAUCGACCAUCAAAAUUGAAGCUUUUGAUAAAGUCGUGAACGCUGCGGCCGCUACUGAUAUCAAACUCAUUGUGGCAUUGACGAACAACUGGGCUGACUAUGGCGGCAUGGACGUCUACAUUGUCAACUUAGGGGGGACUUACCAUGACGAUUUUUACAAGAUGACUGCAAUCAAGAACGCGUACAAACGUUACGUACGGACAUUUGUUGAGCGAUAUAGAUCAUCCACUGCCAUCAUGGCCUGGGAACUGGGCAACGAACUCCGAUGCGGUGCCACAGACGGGCGCAACCUACCCCGAAGUCCCAAUGGCUGCACGCCCGAGACGCUUACGGGUUGGGUGGAUGAGAUGAGUACCUUCAUCAAAUCGAUCGACCCGUUCCAUCUGGUGACAGUCGGGGGUGAAGGUCAAUUCAAUGACCCGUCGUCCCCCGACAGCUUCUACAACGGCAGCGAUGGCGACGAUUUUGCCGCGCAGAUUGCCCUACCGAACGUCGACUUUGGCACCUUUCACACCUAUCCUGACUGGUGGAGCAAAACGGUGCAGUGGGCUAAUCAAUGGAUCAUUGACCAUGCCAACGCGGCCAAGAAAGCCGGGAAGCCUGUCUUGCACGAGGAAUACGGGUGGCUCAGUCCUGCCGCACGUCUCGCCGACCUGGGCAAAGUCGCACCGCUGAACGAGACUCGAGUUGCGGUCCUGAGCCAGUGGCAAGCCACAAGUCUGUGGGAAAGAAUGCCAGACAUGUACUGGCAAUUCGGCUUCGACGGAUAUUCAACGGGUCCAAACGACGACGACGGAUUUACGAUAUAUCUGAACGAUCCAGAGGCCCAGCCGCUUGUAUAUGAACAUGCCGCCAAGGUCAACGCCUUGAACAGAGGUCGGUGGUGGUAG